Messenger RNA from Mercurialis annua (annual mercury), 758 nucleotides. Its product is annotated as ethylene-response factor C3-like. The record is from RefSeq and is a predicted model, not a curated record. Gene Ontology annotation, biological process: regulation of DNA-templated transcription; ethylene-activated signaling pathway. The coding region runs from base 69 to 740 and encodes 223 amino acids. Lineage: Eukaryota; Viridiplantae; Streptophyta; Magnoliopsida; Malpighiales; Euphorbiaceae. The transcript has a single exon. Gene Ontology annotation, molecular function: DNA-binding transcription factor activity; DNA binding.
CAUCCUCUCAUCAUCAAAAUUCAACAAACAAACACAAAAUACAACAUAACAAAACAAGUUUUAAUAUAAUGGAUUCUUCAUUCUUUCAAUACCGAAACUACUCCGAUCAAUCGUCUUCUUCGUUUAACUCAUUCGACUCGUUCGACUCAUUCUACACGCAAGAACCGCAGCAGCCGCUCCCGUUCAACGAAAACGACUCCGAAGAAAUGCUUCUCUUAGGAGUUAUUAACGAAGCACCCAUUAACUCCGAUCAGGAAGUAACUUCAAGAUCGGGUGACGAUCAUUAUAUUAUUAAUCAAGAGGAUCAACCGCCUCAAGAAAUCGCUUUCCGAGGGGUUAGACGACGUCCAUGGGGGAAAUUCGCGGCGGAGAUACGAGACUCGACGAGAAAUGGAGUAAGAGUCUGGCUGGGAACAUUUGAUACAGCUGAAGCUGCAGCUUUAGCGUACGAUCAAGCUGCAUUUGCGAUGAGAGGUUCAAUGGCGGUGCUUAAUUUUCCGGUGGAUAAAGUUCAUGAGUCGCUUCAAGAAAUGAAAUAUGACUUCAAACAAGGAUACUCGCCGGUGUUGACGAUGAAGAAGAAGCAUUCGAUGAAGAGAAAAGCUGAGAGCAAGAAAAAGAAAGGUAACCCUAAUAAAGAAAUGAGAACGGAAAAUAAUAAUGUGGUGGUUUUGGAAGAUUUAGGUGCUGAUUAUUUGGAGGAGCUUCUUGCCAUAUCGGAAAACGCUAGUCAUUGGUGAUCACCGGUCACUUUUUUU